Messenger RNA from Ogataea polymorpha, 1629 nucleotides. RefSeq lists its product as uncharacterized. The record is from RefSeq and is a predicted model, not a curated record. The transcript has a single exon. NCBI's taxonomy places the organism in Eukaryota, Fungi, Ascomycota, Pichiomycetes, Pichiales, Pichiaceae. Bases 147 to 1295 code for a protein of 382 amino acids.
UUCACAUAUUAUUAUGGCUGUGCCCGAUUUAUUUCUACCCCACUAUGUUUAGAUCGCGUCCCAGACUGCUUUUGGCGGCCAUCCGGCCCAGACGACCGAUGUCAUAUUGGAACGUGGGGGCCAACAUCAAUCAUUUCCGUCAAGCAAUGAGAAGCUCGGACUCUCCGUCUCUCGGCGUGCGCCUGCUGUAUCUCGGCGGAAUCGUGGCAGGCCUCAACCUGGCCUUUAAUUCAAUGCUCUUUGUGCUGACCAACCUGUACAUGAACGAGCUGGAAACAAUCUCGUGGGGCUUUGGUUUUAGGGCCAACAGCGAGUUUAAAAACGGCCUUGCCAACGAGAUGAUUAUCAACGAUCCGAAAAAGGCCAACCAGCACUACUCUAACGCUCUGAAGCUCAUCAGCAAGGCCAAUGGAUUAGAAGAAGAUGAGCUGCUUGGAUAUCAACAGCUCGACAGGCAUUUGCAACAAAAAGACAUUUCAUAUAUCUCGAGCUACAGCGAUCUUGUGCUGCGCUAUGCGUUGACGCUUGGCUCCAAGAGCCGAGACCGAGCAGUGGAAUGCAUCACUUACGCGCUCAAAUUACAGGAUAGGUAUGGAGAACAAGCACAAACAGAAGUGGGGGCUUAUUCGCUUCGAAACUUGGGUCUUCGCUACCUUGCAGAUGUCGAAAAAGAGGACAAGCGUGCGGAUAAGGCAAUAAAUUUGCUCAUUGAGGCCAUUAGAGUCAUGCAGAGUCACGAGUUUUCACAUUCGUUAGGGCCCGACGAAAUACCACCAACAGAAACUUGCUCGUCGCAACUAGUUUCCUCAAUUGUCGAACUGUGCGUUCUAUACGCCUCGACACGUGAGCCCAUCUACAUGAACAAAUCAUUCAAGCUGCUUGUAUCGCUGCUGAGAAAUCUCGAGAACGAGGCGCGCGCGCUCGCAAAGAGCUCGCAGCCAGAUGCCAAAAAUGUCAAGUCAGAUAAGAUCCCCCUUGUCAAGCUGCAACUCAGUGAAAUAUUAUGGUACAAAGGACAACAUGGGCCCGCGUUGGAAUUUGCGAAAGAGUCAGCGCUUGAGGCUGAUUUGUACUCCCGAGACAAUGCAAACAGCGCAAAAAUCUCCAAAGUCGGCUACCAAAAUCUUGCUACCAUGUACUCUGAGCUAGGAGAUAAUGAGGCGGCCGAGCUGUGCCUGCUCAAAGCCAACCGCAUUGAGAUUCCUGUUUCUGCGUUUGCCACACCUUCGCGAACCGUCAGAAACACUGUUUUGCGGCAUUAUCUUGGACCCUGGAGCGUUGCAUUUUUCGCUUGAAUAAUUUGCUCGGGCUGUGCAUAUUAUAUUAUCAUUUAUUUGGGUAAAACGAGCAAAUUACGUCCUGGGUAUAUAUAAUGCACCUUCUCGCUUUUUCCACCGUCUAAUGGUGGUCGCCAGAGAUUUGGAGGUGUAUGAUGGGGUGCACUGCAUUGCCGAUAUGGGCACAGAUCAUUACAUGAUGCUCAAAAAUAUGUCCCAGGCAGCUACUCCUUGGGCAGAUAUGGCACUAUAUGGCAAGUACGUCACAUAUCUGCUCGUUGGGAUCGUGUUUGCAGGCACCGUAAAGCACUAUGUUUUUUCUAACUACGACGUGGAUCGUGUGAGAGGUGGA